This is a messenger RNA of Dendroctonus ponderosae (mountain pine beetle), 1991 nucleotides long. RefSeq lists its product as uncharacterized. The transcript is spliced from 7 exons. The coding region runs from base 227 to 1543 and encodes 438 amino acids. NCBI's taxonomy places the organism in Eukaryota, Metazoa, Arthropoda, Insecta, Coleoptera, Curculionidae. The record is from RefSeq and is a predicted model, not a curated record.
AGGCUGCCUGCUUGUCUAACAGCGAUCUAUACUGCACAAAACGUUUCAAGAUGUUCCUGUGUUAGUUCGCUAGUUGAAUCGUUCGCGAACGAGAACCCGUUCGAAUUUAGCGCGAAAAAACAACACACGUUUCCAAUCAAGAAAAUGCUUUUUUAAAGCGGGUCUUAUCGAAAAUCUCGAGAUAUGACGGAAAUCUGCAGGAGAACCUAGAUUGGGUUUUGCAAAAAUGUCCACGUUUUCUUGUGCAGUGGUUAUUGCAGUGUUUUUGUUUUUCGUCAAAGUGGCAGAUGGGGCAGUUCAAACCAACCAAAGCCUUCAAUAUCACUAUGUGUGUCCAAAAAACUUUGAAAACGUUGGAAGAAAAUGCUAUCAUUUCAGCAAUACGACGGCCACCUGGUUUCAAUCCUACUUUGGCUGUAGGGAUUAUGUGGGCAGCAAUUUGACCGUAUUCAUCGAUCGCUAUGAUCAGAAGCAGUUGGAGAAUUUUCUGUUCAGAAGCCGAGGCAAAAAUCGAGUUCAAGCCCUGCAUUCCUAUUGGGUGGGAGGAUUCAAAGACUGGAAACAGAAGAAAUGGAUAUAUACCGAUGGAUUAUUGAUGCAGUACCCAACGUUCAAGGAAAUUCACAUGAGCGAACGAGAUAAUUGGACAUGUUUGCUCAUUGAUGGCGUGAGGAAAAGAUGGAAAGCAGAAGACUGCAUGGAACGUCGCCCGUUUAUCUGCGAAACCAAAUCGAUAGCAUCGGUUGUUUUGCAUGUUGUGGAUAAGAAAGUGAAGAAAAAGAUCACGAUUGACGAGUGUAUUAGCAAUUCAGCUACAUUGACUAACAAACAGAGAAGAAAGUGCCUCAAAUUGCUGGAAGGAGAUGCGAAAAACACGAAUCAAAACGUUUUAAAUGAACCGGCAGCAGUAAUACAGCAGGCCAAACCAGCCUAUUCAAAUCAUCCCACUGUGAUCAGAGCGAUAAGUCAUAUUUGUCCUCAAAAUUGGAUGUCACUGGGUAAUCAGUGCUAUCUCUUCAGCAAAGAGAGGGUGACAUGGUCAGAUGCACAUUUCAAUUGCGGUCAGAUUAAUGCCAAACUAGUCAUGAUUCGCUCGAAAGUCCAAGACCAAAAGCUGAGGAUAUUUCUCAAUGGAUUCACAGAGAAACAAGAACGUUGGAUUGGCGGUAGGUACAAUGUGAAAACAGGUGAAUGGAUUUGGGCAUUGAAUGGAAAACCAUUGAAAUAUAAUGGAUUCAUUAAAGAACCCAUUCUUAAUGCAACUGGCUCGAUAGAUUGGCAAGCAAUAAUAAUGGACCCACAAUAUGGAUAUCGGUGGAGCUCUCGAAAUCAACUAGAAAGACAUUUCUACAUUUGCCAAGUGAAAGGUCGAGCAGUUAAACGACUAAACUACUCAAAACGGCCAUCGGCAACAAUAGAAAUAUCCCCUGAUCGACGCUUCCAAAAAAGAAUCUACUCAAACUCCAGACUGAAAAGCCGAAGCAGUAGAAGAGCAAAUCGCAACAAAAGAACGAGGAGAUGUUCCCGAUUAUCCACCUGCUAACUUUCAGCAAGCAACACGGAAAACAAAAAUAGUUGAGCUAAUUUAUGUUGAUCAUUUGCACUGCUGUUGAAAAAAAACGUAUAAAUCUAUUCAAAAUAGAAUUGUAUUCUUAAUCGUCUUAACUGAUAAAAGUCAAAGAUGCUUGCUGAAGGAAUACCGGAAUGGUUUUAAAUUGUGAGGAUCAACAUAUAUUUUUUAUGUUACAUUAUUAAAAUGUGAAUUCUUGCAUUUACAAUCUGUGUUCGUUAACUGCCAUGCAUACAUAUGAAAUAUGAACCUUUAAUAUAGAUUUAUUUAGUUAUUUGUAGAAAUAAACGUGCGAUAAUUCAUGUUCAUUAAGUUAUAUAUAUUUAUUACUUGCGGCUUAAGUGUAUCUGACACUGUAAAAAUGCGUUUGUAUAACUAUAAAUAUUUAAUAUAGUGGUGCUUAAUAAACAGUAGUGAAUAA